AGACAUUCUAAUUAAAUUAGAAUGUUCGCUUGAUUAAUUCAUUGUUACCAAUCUAUAUGGAUUCGACAUUUGUCAUUAAAAACGAUUGUCACGUUUAAGUUGACUGACAGUUAUAAUAAAGUUGCCUUUUUAUUCAGACAUACUACCAUGAAAUUCGGAAGAUUUUGUCUUGCAGUUGCUGUAUUAGGUCACGUUCUAUGCUUGGUAGCAACAUCAUUUAGUCAGGUGGAGGAGAAGCCAAAAAAUAUUACCCAUGAUUGGGCAAAGAGUCGACAGAAACGUUUUCUAAUUUUCCCAACUCAAGCUGCUCACAAGUUUCUUAUCAGUCUGGCUCUGACUAUCGACUUGGGUGACAAAACAGCAUGGAGAUCAUUAUCGGGUGCAUGGAAUUUUCAAUGGCAGCAUAUGCUGCCAUUGACAGUCCUCCAUUGGUGGAACAGCACCUAUUUUCCGGCCAAGUCUCGUUCAAUAACAGGUACAGCAACUUUACCUUUGUCUCUAUCAACGUCAUCUGCAGCCACAGCAACAGCUUCCCAAGAGCCAACAGAUCUGACAGCAACUUUUCUCUAUGCCAUGAUUGAAAACUAUAUGAAUAAUAAAGGCAUGAAUGGCAGGGAAUGUCUGCAGAGGGCAAUUUGUGAGAAUGCCCAGGUACAUUUUGUUGGAGGUGUACUUGACCAUGUCUACAAGCGAUUGCUGACACCUGAACGUUCGAUGGAGGAAUAUUAUAAGGACUCAUUUACGAUGGGCUCGAAAGGUGCUGAUUGCUUGAAAACCUUCUAUGGCUGCCCGAAAGGUGAGAGUGUAUUCGAUCAUUUUGUUCGAAUGGAAGAUGUUGAGUGAUGAUGGAAAAUAAAAAAUAAAAAAAAAAAUAAAAUUACU
Episyrphus balteatus (marmalade hoverfly) is the source of this 882-nucleotide messenger RNA. RefSeq lists its product as uncharacterized. The coding region runs from base 148 to 843 and encodes 231 amino acids. The record is from RefSeq and is a predicted model, not a curated record. Lineage: Eukaryota; Metazoa; Arthropoda; Insecta; Diptera; Syrphidae. The transcript has 4 exons.